CCUAUUGUGUCAGUGAGAGCACGCUGUUGUUAACACAAAAACCCCGGACAUAUAUUAAAUACUCGAUGCUUAGACACUGUCAUUUCGUUUUAAAUACUGCAAUCUAAAAUGGUAUGAAACAUGCGGAAAAUGCAGAGGUGCAGCACACCGUACACUUUCCCGUGUGUAGACUGUCGUUUUAUAGACCGUUCGGUUCCUCUUCUCGACAGUCGGAUGCUGUGUCUGGGAGCCCCCACCGUCAACUGAGCACGUAAGGCCGGGGAGAGUAGAAUGGACACGGAAGGAGAGAAUUUGAUACCAAAUCGGGACACAUGUUGAGUUAACGGGCCCACUCCACCACCCUUUCCCUCAUAAGCGUUUCUAGAUUUCUCCUUUCCCAGUUGUAGACUAUUGUGUCGGAAGUUUUGCCAGCGACCCGCUUCGUCUUUGAUCUCACAGCCACCCUGCAUUUUUCUGAGACUAUGGAUCUUAGUAAAAUGGCUGUGAGCAUCAACAAGGCCAUCAACACGCAGGAGGUCGCCGUCAAAGAGAAGCAUGCCAGGACCUGUAUCCUGGGGACGCACCAUGAGAAGGGCGCCCACACCUUCUGGGCGGCGGUCAACCGGCUGCCGCUCUCCAGCAAUGCGGUGCUCUGCUGGAAGUUUUGCCACGUUUUCCACAAGCUGCUGCGAGACGGCCAUCCCAACGUGAUAAAGGACUCGAUGAGGAACAAGGCGGACCUCAGUGACAUGAGCAGAAUGUGGGGUCACCUGAGUGAAGGCUAUGGGAAGUUGUGCAGCAUCUACCUCAAACUGCUUAUCACCAAGAUGGAGUUCCACGUCAAAAAUCCCCGUUUCCCUGGCAACCUUCAGAUGUCAAACAGGCAGCUUGAUGAGGCGGGAGAAAACGACGUCAACAACUUCUUCCAGUUGACAGUGGAGAUGUUGGACUACCUGGAGUGUGAGCUCAACCUCUUCCUGGGUGUGUUCAGCUCCCUGGACAUGUCGCGGUCUGUGUCGGUGACGGCGGCGGGCCAGUGUCGCCUGGCUCCCCUGAUCCAGGUCAUCCUGGACAGCAGCCACCUGUACGACUACACCGUGAAGCUGCUCUUCAAGCUGCACUCCUGCCUUCCUGCUGACACACUCCAGGGCCACAGAGACCGCUUCCAGGAGCAGUUCAAGAAGCUGAAGAGUCUGUUCUACCGCUCCAGUAACCUGCAGUACUUCAAGAGGCUCAUUCAGAUCCCACAGUUACCUGAGAACCCACCUAACUUCCUGCGGGCGUCGGCGUUGUCGGAGCACAUCAGUCCCGUGGUAGUCAUUCCAGCUGAGUCGUCCUCCCCCGAGACGGAACACAUGGUGGACCUGGUGACAGAGGACCUGGUGGAUACCGACAUCCCCGCCCAGCCGGCUGCUGUGGUAGAACCCAGGUUCGACGACCUCUUUGGCACGUCCGCCGCCACGGACCCAUUCAAUUUCAACAGUCAGAACGGGAUGCACAAGGACGACAAGGACCGCCUGAUCGAGCAGCUGACACGGGAGAUCCAGGCCCUCAGGGAGGAACUGGAGUCCUUCAGAUUGGAGAGUGGGCGUCUGCGCCAGGCGCUGCGGGGGCGUGUCGAUGAGUUGGAGGCAGAGCUAGCAGAGCAGAGCCACCUGAGGAUGCAGGCGUUGGGAGAGGGCGAGUUCCUGCGGGCGGAGCUUGACGACCUGCGCCGGGUCAAAGAGGACACGGAGAAAGAGCAGCGAAGCCUCACCGAGAUCGAGAGAAAAGCGGUGGCCAACGAGCAGCGCUACGUCAAGCUGAAGGAGAAGUACACAGAGCUGGUGCAGAGUCACGCUGACCUGCUGAGGAAGAAUGCGGAGGUGACUCGUCAGAUGACGGUGGCGCGGGCGGUUGAGGACGAGAUGGACAGCGUGAGGAGAGAGAUGCAGGAGAAGGUCAAGGCUGCCAAGGAGGCCGCGGAGAGACGGAGGACUUCAAAUGAGCAGGAACAGGUGGAGCAGCUGCAGGAGCUGCAGAGAGAGCUGAUCUCCAGCAGGGCGGCGCUAGACACCCUGAAAAGCACCAUGGCCUCGUCUCAACAGUCGAGUGAGGAGCUCAGUUCUCAGCUCUCGACUGUGGAAUCGGAGAAGGUGGAGCUGGUGGAAUCCUUGUCGAAGAAAGAGGAGGAGCUUGCAGGCCUGGGGGAGGAGCUUGAGCGUGUUCAGAGCAGCCUGGCCAGUGAGAGGGAGAGCGGCGUGAAGACUGCCGAAGCCCUACAGAACCAACUCAAUGAGAAGGAGAGCAGGGAGCAGGCCCUGGAGAGCCAGCUGGUGGCAGCACGCUGGUCCGCCCUACAGGGGACUGUGGAGGAGGCAGAGAGGAUAGUCCAGGACUCACUGGCCCAGCUUGAUGACCCAGCACACAUCAGCUGCACCAGCUCUGCAGACUACCUGGCGUCCAGGUGUCAGGCCUCUCUGGACUGUAUGGACAGACUUCACUCUGCCAGAGACGGCUACCUGGCAGACAACACAGGUGUGUCGGAGCUGGUGCGGGCAGUGACCCAUCUUGCCCACCUGGUGGGGGACACCAUUGUUCAGGGCAGUGCCACCUCUCACAUGGUGCCAGUGGAGCAAGCGGACGCGUUGUCAGACAGUGUGAAGGCAUGUGGGGCCGAGGCCCUGUCCCUGCUGGGUCAGAUGAAGGAGCAGGAAAGCCUGGCAACGGCAGAUGGCGCCAUGCUGAGGGCAGCACUGGAUGGCAUCCUGGCCACCGCAGAGAAACUGCGUCCUCGGGGUCUGGAGCUGCAGCAAGGGGAGCUGGGAGAUCUGGUGGAGCAGGAAAUGGCCGCCACAUCGGCCGCUGUGGAGUCAGCAGCUGCCAGGAUAGAGGACAUGCUCAACAAAUCGCGUGCUGUCGACACAGGGGUGAAGAUGGAGGUCAACGAGAGGAUCCUGGCCUCCUGUACAGACCUGAUGCAGGCCAUCAAAGUGCUCGUGCUGUCUUCCAAAGAUCUGCAAAGGGACAUUGUGGAGAGUGGCAGAGGGGCAGCAUCCAUGAAGGAUUUCUAUGUCAAGAACUCUCGCUGGACGGAAGGCCUGAUCUCAGCCUCCAAAGCCGUGGGCUGGGGCGCCACAGUCAUGGUAGAUGCAGCAGACCUGGUGGUGCAGGGCAAGGGCAAGUAUGAAGAGCUGAUGGUGUGUUCGCAUGAGAUCGCAGCCAGCACUGCACAGCUGGUGGCCGCAUCCAAGGUGAAGGCAGACAAAGAUAACGCCAACCUGGGCCGUCUGAAGCUGGCAUCCAAAGGGGUCACACAGGCCACCGCCGGGGUUGUAGCCUCCACCAAGUCCGGGAAGUCCCAGAUCGAGGAGAAAGACACCAUGGAUUUCUCCAGUAUGACCCUCACUCAGAUCAAGAGGCAGGAGAUGGACUCACAGGUUUCUGUUCUAGAGCUGGAGACAAAGCUGCAGAAGGAGCGAGAGCGUCUAGGGGAGCUAAGGAAGAAGCACUACGAGCUGGCCGGGGUGGCCGAGGGCUGGGGGGAGGAGGACGAAGGUACAGGUUGAGGUCUGCUCCCCACCUCUCCUCCAACCACAAGACUAACUUCUCUCUCGCUCUGUCUCUUGCCCCAUUUAUACACUCUCUUCGGUCUUUCCCUAUAUUUUUUUAUCUUUUAUGAAAGCCAAAUGAAAAAGGUGCUUUUUAAAAAAUUCUCUUGUUUCCAGCUGCUUCUAAUUAGACAUUGAUGAGGAGGGAAAGUGGCGGGAUGGAUUGACUACCUGCCUGGGCCCCUUGAGAAAUACCACACCAGCUGAUGGUUCCUCUCCAACGGUUCACUUUAUCCCAGUCGGAGCACCACUGUGGAGCGACACACCGCGAGCACAAGUUCUUCACAACCAGACAUCCUAGAAUGCAUUGCACAAGGGGCAAUCCCUCAUGAGAGGGAGACUUGACUGAUUGCCACAUAGACCCCACCCCUUGCCCUCCACCUGCCUACCCAUGUCUCAUCAGUGCAACGAAAACAGGCGUGUUUUUCUCCCACUAAACGGUUGUGUUGUUAUUCUAAGUGGUAGAGGUUGUUAACUUGCACCCUGUGUUAGAGGGAGAGCUAACCCCUUCCCUCCCUCACUGCCUCCCCACUUUUCUUUUCUCUUGGAUCCUCUUUUUCCACUCACUGUGAGCUUUUACAUCUCUAGUAGUCCAACCCAAACCCCAUCUAAGCUAUACGCCCACCGGGAUACGGCCUUUUCGCCUCCUGUUUUAAAGACCAUGAUGACUGUUGUUGUUGUUGUUAUUAUUAGAGUUGACUGUUUAGACGCCCAGCUACCCUGUGGAUACCAAAAAGCCCCGGCCCAUUUAAUGGGGUUUAGGUUUGCUAAAGGCACAAGUGUAGCGUGUCUGAGCAGCCAGAGGACUGUUGCUGGAGUUAAAGCUAGAGAUUAAGGUGUGUGUGUGUGUGUGUGUGUGUGUGAAUGUCUGGGGCUGCUUUGAGCCCCUGGUUGUGUUCAUUAGGCACAACACGGAUGAAAAGGUAGUACCUAAACGUGUCCAAUAUGAAACGCUUGUUUCCACUUUCUAAAUGGUAUGCUACGCCGUGGCCUAUUGAACAGGACACUGAUCAUGCUGGACUGUUAAUUGGCUGUGUGGCUCUGGGCUUCUUGGUGUCUAGCGUGGCUGGAAAAAGGACUUCCAUAAGCUGACGUCUGAUAAUUUACUCUUCUCCGAGGCCCCUCCCCUUUUAUUGAUUUGAAAGGAAUGGACUUGUGUAAGAAAUCUGGUGGGAGUGAACAAGUAAUAAGCAGAAAGGCAGGGAAUUAGAACGCGGCCCUACACACCCACACUGCUGGGUUCUUAUCAGCUUCCCCAGACGACGUAGCUGUAAAGCCUAGAAAGGGAAACCGACAACUUCCAUCUGUCUACAGUAGCAAUAACACCUGGGCUGUGUUCAUUAGGCACCAAAUGGAAGAAAACAGACUGAAACAGGGAGGGUAUACCUGGACCUGUGUUAUAUGUUACAUUGUCACAAGAGGGCAGUGUUGCACAGCAGAGCUACCACAUUAGAGACUCUUAUCAUAAAUUCUCCUCGCCUGUCUUGCCAGUGGUCACUACUGCUCUUCAAUCUGGCUUUAUGAAAAGAUAUGGGAAUACCGUAUGUUGUAGUAGGGUUUCAUCCAGUAUUUGUUUUCCUUUCAAAUACUUUAGCUGUGCUUGAUUGAGCUUGCCUGGUGCAAUGGAACCAAUGAAAUAGUCCCAAAUGUGCUUCAAAUCACGCCCAUCGGGAACUCCAGUCAGGAUGGAAACGCAAUGAUAUUCAAGAAGUAUUCAAAAAAAUGUAUGAAUCCUAUUUGGACCCUGAUCUGGUUUAAUCACAGUAUACUGUCUCUGUGUGUGAUGCUCUUUGAGUUUGUCUUCCUGCGUGUCUUAAUGUCCCUUUGAGGUUUUAUUAUCCUGCUCUGCUUUUGGUUGUUUUAUAUAAAAAGUUGUGACACUGGGUAUUUAAUGAUGAUUUAACGUGUACUUCCUGGUUAUUGACCUCUCACCCUUUGGUUUGUGCCUGUAGUCCAACCAGCUCAGCCAGCCUUUCAAACUGCCGCUCACUGUAGUCGAUGAGAAACACACAGUACUCAAUAACAUUUAAAUAAUGUCUUUGUAUGAUAUACUAAAAACUAUGUAUCUGCGUAUAAUUUUUUCCGUUUUUAAAAUUAAAUAUUUCAACUUUAAUAUGACAAGCUUGUUUUUGUUGUUGUUGCUCACUUCAAUGCAGACUGCUCAAGGUAGGCUGCCACCAUUUUUUCUAAGUCCUUGAAAUGUUCAUGAAUAUUUAAUGUUUAAAACCCUUAAGUGAUUAGGAAAAUGUAUCAUUCAAAUGAUUGAGUGACUCGUGGGUUAUUUCCAGAUGACCGAUCCCAUUCCUCUUUUAGGACGUUAUCUCAUCAUGUACUCUUUCUAAGGAUUCUAUGUGAUGUAAUGCACUUGGGGAGAAUUAUUAUGAAACAUUUUAAUCAUAGUGAUUGAUACAGGAGCUGUAGGAUGGAUGUCUGGCUCUGUACUGUUAGGAACGGUCAAGAGUGGAUUGUCUAAUAUUUAAUAAUUGUUUAAUGUAGCAAGAUGAACUAAGUUCCUUCUGUGUGAGUUGUACAGUAAUACUGUUAUAUAAGCGUGAUUAAUUGUGGACGGAACACAUUUGUUUAAUGUCAAGACAAUGAGACUAAAGGUGGGUGGGGGGGCGGGGGUCAAACCAUACCUUUUCAUAUCACUCAAUCGAUUCAGCACAGUUUUGAAUAGUAGGGGUAUAGUAUUUACAUAGUAUUAACAUCCAUCGCAACCAUUGUUACUGCUAUACUAUAGUAUACAGUAUGAACAGUAAGCCUGGAGAAAGAACAUAUCCUCUUUCAAUGUUCAGCUCGAGCCUUUGUGGAAAGUAUUGAUUUGAUUUCUUGCAUGGAAAAACAAAGUUGUGGUCCUUUUAACUGUCUCCCAUUGAUCUGAGAGUAGACUAAUGCACCAAUAUCCUGCUUUCUUUUCCACUCAUUAAAGGCCUGUUUACAAAUA
Molecule: messenger RNA, 6513 nt
Organism: Oncorhynchus kisutch (coho salmon)
Lineage: Eukaryota; Metazoa; Chordata; Actinopteri; Salmoniformes; Salmonidae
Product: huntingtin-interacting protein 1-like
Exons: 32
Coding region: 462-3527 (1021 amino acids)
Biological process (GO): actin filament organization; clathrin coat assembly; endocytosis
Cellular component (GO): presynapse; clathrin-coated vesicle; cortical actin cytoskeleton
Molecular function (GO): phosphatidylinositol-3,4-bisphosphate binding; clathrin light chain binding; actin filament binding
Source: RefSeq, a predicted model, not a curated record